This is a messenger RNA of Orbicella faveolata, 1204 nucleotides long. RefSeq names its product short transient receptor potential channel 5-like. NCBI's taxonomy places the organism in Eukaryota, Metazoa, Cnidaria, Anthozoa, Scleractinia, Merulinidae. The record is from RefSeq and is a predicted model, not a curated record.
UUUUGUGUCAGGUGACGAUGACCCAGAUGGAAAACCGAGUGAAGGUUAGUUCAGCCAUAAUCUCCUACAGUUAAAAUUAAAACGCUGUCGGGAUGGCUUGGUGGUAACACUUGCCGCAUUCUUUUUCUAUACAAGGUCAAACUCGGAUAUAAUGGGUGAUGACCGAGAUUCAGGGAACCAGUCAGAAGGCUAGAAAUUCUUUUACCCGAGGUUGAAAAUGAUAUAUGCGUUAAAUGGUUAGAUAAUAACACGUCAUUCAAACGUUACGUGCAAUGGAUGAAAGUACGAAACAUCUCGGUCUUAAACAUAUCUUUCCCACAUCAAGUUAUUUUGAUCGUGUUUCAAGUUUCCAAACUUCGUAUCAAAGUUUUUCUCAUCCUUAGGGGAAAAGGCUUUACAGAGACUAAUAGACAGCAACCAAUGCUGGAAUGUUGAUAAUAUCAAGGAUGUUGUCACUGCCAAGCAUUUGUGCUCUUGCAGAGAUCCCAUUACGAUGGCUUUUAAGGUAAACCGCACGCUUCUGAAGCUAGCUCAUACUUACACAGAGAACACUGAGUUCUUAAAAAGGCUUGCAGACCAGACUGAAGAAUUCGCUGUACAGCUUAUUGACCAGGUGACUGCCAAAGAGCAGCUGGUUAUGGGGGACCUGCCUGAACACGUUGAUCGCUAUGCUUCAAUGCUUACUGACAUGGCUGAUGAUGCAAUUAUCCACUCCCAGAAAAAGUUUGUUGCGCAUCCGUUAUUAUACAAGACGCUCAAGAUGAGGUGGAACCUUGGUUUGCCUGAUGCUUUAAAACCCCAUGGGAAGUUUCGAAGACUUCUGUUUCUACUGAUUCUGAUAGACACAGUUUUGACUCCACUUCUGCUUCCAAUCAUUGCAUAUGCCUCCUACAGGGACCAAAAGAAGAUGCGCAAGGUUUUGGAUAGUACAAAGGAGAGCAAUGAACGUGGACACUUGACUGAUGCAAGAUCAGUGCAGGAUAAGUUAGACAAAUACCUCAGUUUCUUUAACACGCCUCUGGUCUUAUUCCUCAAAGACAAGCUCAGUCAGGUGGCUUUCAUUGCCUUUCACGUUCGUGUUUGCAUCCUGGCUUCUACUGUUUAUCCAAGGUUCGAGGAAUACUUGAUAUUUCUUUUCUUCGCUGGAGUGGUCCUUAGCGAGCGGCAACAAUAUACAGCAUCACCGUUUAAAUACUUCAAGUAA